ACACAACCAACCUGGUGUUGCACAGAAGCAUACCCCGCAAUUAUAAUCAUCAGCUUUCGUCACUGUCCAUAUUGUGAUACACUUCAAUGUAUCCUCCAAGGCAUUUGAAAACUUGAUUUAAACCUCGCCGAGGCCUGAAAUAUAACCCAAAGUACUUACAGCCAAACAACAAACCGAGACAAAAUCAACAAUGGCAGCGGCAGUCGCAGCGACAGCCCGCUACAAGCUGGUCUUCUUCACGCCGCCGGCCGCGCUGACGCAGUGCAAAACUGCCGUAUUCGCCGCGGGCGCGGGGCGCUUUCCCGGUCCCGGUAACUAUACCGAGUGCUGCUGGACCGUCAUGGGUACGGGCCAGUUUCGGCCGGGCGACACGGCGAACCCCAACAUGGGCAGCGUGGGCCAGCUGGAACAGAUUGAGGAGGCGCGGGUCGAGGUCCUCUGCGUCGGCGAGAGUGUUGCGAGAAAGGCUGUGGAGGAGUUGAAGAAGGCUCAUCCGUUUGAGGAGCCAGCUUAUGAGGUUUACAAGAUGGAGGACUUUUAAACAUGAAGAAUAAGAUUCUGUCUAGUCAAAUGAAACCGACUUCUAGAACCAGAUGUUCGAACGAGAGAUUUUGUGAGAUAGCUCUUUGCAGGUCUUCAACUAGUUCUAGGCUUACACCUUCUGUGGAGAUACUAUUAGGAACCUUGUUAAUUUCUAGAUUCAGAGGCUCAAAGGCGACAAUAAUAUGUGGGCUUUAUAGAGGAUGAAUGAAGUCUAUUAGAUAACG
Molecule: messenger RNA, 767 nt
Organism: Pyricularia oryzae 70-15
Lineage: Eukaryota; Fungi; Ascomycota; Sordariomycetes; Magnaporthales; Pyriculariaceae
Exons: 2
Coding region: 191-541 (116 amino acids)
Source: RefSeq, a predicted model, not a curated record